AUGGCAACUGCGUCGCAAGCUACUACCCAGCGGCCCUCCUCAAGCAUAAAAUUGCCGUGUGCAACGUGUGCAAAACCAAUCGGCAUUGUACGAUGUGAAGGAUGCCUGAAACUAUUCUGUCGCACUGAUUUAAAUGAGCACCGAAACCAACUAAGCAAACAAUUAGAAGAAAUCACGGUUGAACAUGAUCUGUUUCAACAAACACUGAAUCAAUCAACAGCCGAUCCACGUUCUCAUGCGCUCAUAAGUCGAAUUAAUGCUUGGGAAAAAGAAUCGAAAAACAAGAUUAAACAGGCAGCAGAAGAAGCUCGUUGUCUGAUUGAAAAUCAGGCAAUAAUGAAUACAAAACAGAUUUCGACCCGUUUUCGUGAGAUGACUGAUCGAUUAAAGAAGGAACAAAAGGAAGACACAUACGAUGAACGAGAUUUAAAAAGAUGGAAAGAGCAACUCGAGCAGCUCAAGGAGAAUUUUUUAUCGCCAUCUUCCGUUGUUAUAGAAGAGGCGCCAGAAAACUUUAUUGCAAAAAUCCUAGUGAAAGAUUUGGAGACUCUUGGGAAAAAAUUUGAGCAAGCUGUUGGUCACCCAGGGAUAAAUGAAGAAGUUCGAUGCAAAGGAGAAUAUUCUGGUGGUAUACACAAUAUCCGGCUGAAAGUCGAGCAAUAUGCUAAUGGUCUCAUGUUUUUCGGUGUCAACUCGAAAUCGACACCACUAAAUGUUAAUAAUCUUACUGCGGCGUCGUCAUAUGGAUGGACAGCUGGGCCGACCAAUAUAGUAUAUAAAAGUGGACAAGCUUUAGUUAACAAUAAUGACUACGUCAGUGAUUUUCAAACUAAUGACAUAGUUGAGCUUGAGUUGGACUGUUAUCGUCGACAUAUUCAUAUGCGAAAUCAUCGUUCGAAUAAACAAUAUGAAUUGCAAAUCGAACUUGAGAAAUGUCCAUUUCCGUGGAUGUUUCAUUUUGGCUUUUCGACGAAUGGUGAUCGACUUCGCAUCGUCGAAUAA
This is a messenger RNA of Rotaria socialis, 1002 nucleotides long. Lineage: Eukaryota; Metazoa; Rotifera; Eurotatoria; Philodinida; Philodinidae. The record is from the annotation of a GenBank genome assembly.